GAAAACGAAAGUCUGAGAAGACAUUCUCUUGACGACGCUUACAGCGAACGGCUGGAAAAAAAGUUUUUCAUCCGCGAUGGAACGAGAACUCGGAAAAUCGGCUGGUGUUCACCACAAUGGCGCGGGGAACGCUCCCAUUAGUGAACAGUCGCCGAGAAAGAAGAUGAAAGGGAAGACGGUAAAAUCAGAGAAAUUUAAAUCUCUAACUAAGGAGUUAGAAGAAUCCAGAGCCCAAAUGGCGGCCUUACAGGAGGCAUUGGAAAAAGAACGAGCAGAAAAAGCGGCAUGGAAGGCAACCGCCGACGCACGAAAGUCAUCGAGUAGUAUCGCCGAGCAGAGUAGUGAUGAUUUUGAUGGUGCUCCAAGACCAUCCAGCACACGCCGAGCUGAAUCGGCAUUAAACGAAGAAUCCCGAUUUGUGUCAUCUGUAAACCAACUCGGUUUCAUCGCUAAACGUCCCAGAGUGUAUACCUUUGGCAGACGAUGA
Armigeres subalbatus is the source of this 487-nucleotide messenger RNA. RefSeq lists its product as uncharacterized. The coding region runs from base 77 to 487 and encodes 136 amino acids. The transcript has 2 exons. The record is from RefSeq and is a predicted model, not a curated record. Lineage: Eukaryota; Metazoa; Arthropoda; Insecta; Diptera; Culicidae.